Messenger RNA from Podarcis raffonei (Aeolian wall lizard), 3739 nucleotides. RefSeq names its product shieldin complex subunit 2 (gene SHLD2). The transcript has 10 exons. Gene Ontology annotation, cellular component: site of double-strand break; nucleus. The record is from RefSeq and is a predicted model, not a curated record. The coding region runs from base 895 to 3387 and encodes 830 amino acids. NCBI's taxonomy places the organism in Eukaryota, Metazoa, Chordata, Lepidosauria, Squamata, Lacertidae. Gene Ontology annotation, biological process: regulation of double-strand break repair via homologous recombination.
CCCGUGUUCUCGGGCGGCGCUUUUUUUUGGAAGCGCGCCUGCGCGGUGCGGCGGUGGAGGGAAAGCGCGUCUGAGUGAAAAUGCCAUUUUGAAAAAGGUUUAACAGAAUGAUCCUGUGAAUUGAUCUGAGUUAAGCUGCAGUGACUACUGAAUUGUAUUCAACUUUCUGUGAGAAGAUCAAAAAUCUGGAAUACGUAUCAGAGAUCUUGGGCUCCUGAUUUCAAGUGGAAGCAUUCAUGAUUGUGCGUGUUUUGCCAUCACUUCAGAAAAAUGCCAGAUGUGAGCAGAAGCUGAUGUCCAAAGUGCCAAGUAGCAGUGAACAUCCAGAUUUGAAUAAUAUGAAAAUCAUAAUAUUUCAGCAUAGAAACAUGACUGAAAAAUUUCAUUGGUGAUGUUGUCUUCUCCUUGUUUUCAUGCCUUUUAAUACACCUGGAUAUUUAACUAAAAGUUAACAAACACAGCUCAGUUUUAGAGACAAUAGUACCGUAUCCCUUAAGAAGUCUGAUGCUGGUGAAGCAUGUUUCCCAGGUUCACUGUGACUCUUCGCUAGGGACCAAAAAGUAAUAAGGAACAUCCCAUAAAAGUCACAUGGGUAGAAAUGGCUGUUGGACACCAUAGUGUUCUGGGCUCUACACAAACUGUACCAUUAUUAAGUCUUUCAGUUGUAGGAUACAUCUCAGUUUGUAAUGUUUUAUUAGAGAUACUUAACCACCUUCCAAAAUCAGUAGGAUGGAAUUUUUUAUUUGGGUAAUUUGUAUGAAAUAUUAAUAUUGCUACCCUUUAAUGAAUUGUUUGAAAAAUGAAGAGUGGUUAUAAGUCACAUUUUAAGCACUGUGUGUUAAAUGAACUAUUACGUUAAAAUUUUCUUCAUAAUCAAAAACCGGAACUGACAGCAUGUCUGCAGCACCUCAAAUUCAUAUUUUCUUUGGUGCACCUAGCCUCCCAGCCUCAUUAAAGACUUCUAAGGAAGAGAGGUUUUCAGCCUCUACUGCUGAAAAAUGGCAGAAACUUUACUUUUCAUUUCCUAAGGACACUUUUAAACUUUGUACUAGAAAAUGUAUGUGUCUUGAACAUGUAGAUCAUCGGACACCGGAUGAUACAGAAUUGACUGCUCAGUCCAAAGAUCACUUCCCCCCAGAUGGUGGGAAAGAAUAUGGGUUGACUGAUGUUAUUUUGACAGACUGUAGAGCUGGUGCUGGAAGAGUAAAAUUACUCAGCAAUGAAGCUAAGCACCUUCCAUAUCAGCAGCCUCUCACUGAUAUAAAAACAGGUGAACCAAGCAAGCAAUCUGAAGAUGCUGAAGAAGGUACCAGUAAGCUCUUGAAUCAAUACUUGGAGGGAUGUUUCCCACUAGUAAUGAAAGAAUCAAAGACUGGAAGGCCACUAAAUGUGUAUUCAAAUCUUCCAGUUUCAACAGACACUGAAUUCCUUAGUAUUCUGACUUCAAGCCAAGUUGCUCUGCUUUCAGGAGGGCAUGCUGUAGGACAAAAUGAAACACAAAGCAAAUCUACAAAGGCGAGUGGAACAGAAUUGGAUGGACUUUGUAGGGAAGAUGAAGCAUCCACAGAACUGCAUAUUCAGUUAAAUGAAAAUGGUGGUUUGUGUGCAAAUAUCACUGAUACAGAUAGCUCUCUUGAAUUGUUUGACUUUGAUAGUACCGUGAAAAGCAACUCGUAUUUGAGAGAAAAUAGCUUUCUAGAAAAUGCUGAAAUGCCUACAGACCAUUUGUGUUCAUCUGAUGAUAAACCUAAGAAAGAGGUACAUUAUAUUGAACCAUGGAAGAAAGGAAUAUUGUGUUCUCAAGUCAGCCACUCUUCUAAAAGAUCUCAAACAUCUGAAGAUAUUUCACCGGCAACUUACAUUACACUUGGAGACCAACAGCAAUCAAAGAAAGCCAAAUUGAUUUGUUCUUCAGUUUGUGCAGUUCCACAAAUAGAGCAACUGAGAAUUUCGGGGUUUAAGAAAGUUUUGAAACACCCAUCCCUGCUUAAAGACUGUUUAUCCAAAGGUCAGAAGUACACCGUCUUAGUCACAGUUCUACAUCCUUGCCAUAUUAAAGAAAUACAAACAAAGCCAGGAUCUAAACUGUCCUCAAGAGUCCCCCUAGCCACGGUCGUAGUUUUUGAUCAGUCUGAAGUACAACGAAAGAUUGCAUUGUGGAGAGCAGCAGCAUUUUGGUCACUUACAAUGUUUCCUGGCGAUAUCGUACUAUUCACAGAUGUGAUUAUAAAUGAGAAUCGCUGGAAUGGGGAAAUAUUUCUGCAGUCAACGUUCACUAGUCGGUUAUUGAAUCUUGGAAGCUGCUCGACUAUUAAUCAGAACAAAUUCUCGCAUAUAGUGGAUGUUAAUAUUCUCCAGGAUUUGCUGGCAUAUGUGUCUUCCAAGCAAGCCUAUCUUCAAGCUCUCCCCCAAAGGCAGACCCAGACUUUGAACAAUAUACAACAUAUUCAACUAGAUCAACUCAAACCAGAUAGAUUGGUGCACGCAAUAGUGAAAAUUAUCAACAUCACUGUGCUAUCAGAAUCUACAUACAGUUACAAAGGAGAAACAAAAAGAAAAAUUAUUUUAACAGUGGAACAAAUCAAGGACCAGCAUUAUGUCUUGGUGUUAUGGGGUGCUCUAUCGGCUCACUGUCCUCAGCUUCAAAGGAAAAGAGACCACAUAUGGGAAUUCAAAUACCUAUUUGUAAAACACAGUCCUAUCUCUGGUGAACUCGAAUUGCAUACAACACCAUGGACAUCUUUGGAGUGCCUCUUCGAUGAUGAUAGAAGAGCUAUUGAGUUCAAAGAGAAGUUUCAGAAGGAUGUCAGAUCACGGAUGGGUAUAACUACUCUUGCUGCACUUUUGGAGGAGAAAUGUUCUGGAAUGAUCCAAGUGAAAGCCUGCAUCUCAGAGUUGAAGUUUGCUGUUGCCUCUUCUCCACAUGGACAACUUGUCUUUGAUUAUAAAACAUCACUGCAGCAGAUAUUUGCUUCUCUUACUCAGAUCACCUAUGCGGGCUGUGCAAAAUGUAGACUUGAACUACAGAUAGAUGAUAACAAGAUCUACAAACAGUGUGUUAGCUGCUUACCCUCUAAUAAAGUGAAGAUAUUCUACAGACCUGCACUGAUGACUAUAGAGGAUGGGAAAUGUGAUGUGUCCGUUCAAGUGGCGUCAGAACUAAUGGAGAAAAUGUUCCUCAAUAUUCCAGCAGAGUGGCUGAACAAGGCUAUAGUGCCUUCUUUAGAGACCACAUAUGGCAUGAUAGUAGCAGAUCUGUGUCAUUCGCUGCUCACAGACACACAAGCAUCCUAUAUUUUGGAAAUCAGGAGCCAUUUUGUACUGGAUGAAAAUAGCUACCCUUUGGAGAAGACUUUCAAUUUGCUGGAUUUUCAUCUUGAUCUCUGAAUAUAUAUACUGAAAUGAAAUAUUUAUUUUUAAUGAUUUAUAAAAUAUCCCAGGUUUUGUAUUUUUAUAGAUACCCUUUGUAUUAUUUAUGAGCAGCAAUUAUUUCUGUGCAAGAUCCUUCGGGUAAUUAUUAUGAAACUAGCUCUUGUGACUAAUAUUGCUCUUGCCAUUAUUUUUCUUCUAGAAGCAAGAUUAAUUAUUGGGGUAUUUUGAAAACAUCCAGUCAACAUUUUAAAUGUCUUACCUAAGAAACUACUUUUCCCUACUCCACCCUUCCAUAUGAACCCCAAUUUUCUUACCAUUUUUUACCACUGCACAGUGAUAUUUAUAAUAAAAUUCACUUUUGAAAGUA